Messenger RNA from Cricetulus griseus (Chinese hamster), 5420 nucleotides. Lineage: Eukaryota; Metazoa; Chordata; Mammalia; Rodentia; Cricetidae. The record is from RefSeq and is a predicted model, not a curated record.
GAAGAGGCCAGAGCUGGAGCCUCAAGGCCGCAGACUGCGAGUCUCCCAUCCCUGCGGGAGGCGGCGUGGCGGGCGGCCCAGGCAGCAAGAAAGACCCCAGUGAAUAAAGGUUCCUGAGAUCACGGAAAAGAUAUAUAAUGUGCUGUAAAGAAUAAUUCAAGGCCCGGGAUGGUGGUGGCACACUCCUUUAUUCCCAGCACUUGGGAGGCAGUUCAAGGACAGCCUGGUCAACAAGGAUCAUACAGUUGUAGCUGUUUUCAACAAAGAUCAGUGAUGAAAAUUGUUGUUUUCAACAAGAUACCUCCAAGUUAAACAUGAAAGGAAAAUAUUGGAAUCAUUUCUGUUCUGACAAAAUAGAGAAUACAGCAUUUUCCAGCUAACGUGUGAUGGCACCUUUCUGAGAUUUGUCACUGGUCAUGCACCCCACUGGGAACAUGGAUGUUGGCUUUACUCGGUCCGCUGUUCAGACCCUGUCCCGAAGCCACUGCAAAAACAUCAAACAAAAGAUAUCGCAGUGGGAAGGAAGAGCUAAUGGUGUGACUAAGCCAGCUAGGUUUCACCCAAAGGACUUUGGAGUGAGUUAUAAUAACUGCCACCAAGAGGCUCCUCCACAGAAAUGUCCCUCUGGUGAUGAAAAGAGCAACUAUCAGAAUGGGGAUUUACCAUGGAGUACAGAUGCCAAAAGCCAUGAUCAAAGUGACCAUGAAGGUGAGCAGCGAGAGUGUAAAGACGCUCACCCAGCAGAAACUGGACCAGACUCCAACUGGGUGUGUGCUAGGGUCAAACAGAUUGAAAGCUUGAGAGAUGUCACUGUGGAUCCAGAGGCUUCAUUACCUCCAGGAAACGUCUAUACCUCACAGAUACUGUGGAAAAGGAUAGAAGCACUUCCCCCAGAUAAAGUCUUAAAUUUGGCUUUAGCACCUUGUGACUCUACAGAAAAAGUACCAAAUUUCAGAGUUCUGGAUAGUUCUUAUGGAAUAACCAAGAGCUUGGAAAAUAUUUAUUGUGAACCCGAGGGGCAAGAAUGUGGAUCCUCUAUAAAUCCUUUGCCCAAACCCCGUAGGACAUUCAGGUAUUUAUCUGAAUCUGGCAGUGUGCCGUGUAAAGAAAGAAACUGUGACCAAAAGUACUGUGAAAAGAAUUCCUGUGUGGAAUCAUCUUUGGCCUCUUCUCAGGAUCCUGAGCCAAAGAAAUACGGUGGGAAGAUCAGGGGAAGAUCCAAAAGGAAAUCCUUUGAAUUUGAAGAUAUUCAGCACUUUCGGAACUCACGGAAGAUUCAUGAAGAACUCGGAAGAAAUGCUGGUUCGGCACUUUAUUACACACAGUCUGAGGAUAAUAUCUAUGAGGAUAUUAUAUAUCCAGCCAAGGAGAAUCCCUAUGAAGAUAUUCCAGUGCAGCCAUUUCCCAUUUGGAGAUCUCCUUCAGCAUGGAGGCUGCCCCCUGCUAAGAUGGCCUUCAGAGCACCCAAGCUUCCUCCCAAACCCCAGUUCCUUCAGCGGAAGACUAUGGAACUGAAGAACUCUCAAGCAUAUUUGCGAUCAAAGCUCACGAAGGACACCACUUUGCCUGUAACGUUAACUGAAUGGAAGCUUUUCCGAGCUGGAGAAGUGGCUAACAGGAAAAAGAGAAAUCUCCCAAGGCUCGUUUUGAAAAUAAAUGAUACGUUUGAAUCUAAGAGAGGGAAGAAGAGGGUAAAGUUACAGCCUUACACUGGAAAAGAAGCACCCUCCUCCAAAGGUGAAACCAGUGGGAACGAGAGUGAUGGCGAGUACCUGCCAAAGAAUCGCCACAAGCGCUUAGCACAGCUGCUGCAGCCCUCCAAGAGGAACCCCCACUACCAGACCUUGGAGCGGGAUCUUAUCGAACUGCAGGAACAGCAGCUCUUUGAACUCUUCGUGGUGGUUUCUCUGCAGAAGAAGCCAUCGGGGACAAACUACGUUCCCCAGGUCAUACAGCAGUUCCCUAGCAAGGGUGACAAUGGCUAUAAGCAAUCCAAAGAUACUGAAGAGAGGCUCAAAGUCAUCCCCAGAUUUUGUUUUCCUGAUUCAAAGGACUGGGUGCCAACUUCGGAAUUCAAGAGUGAAACAUUCUCCUUCGUGUUGACUGGUGAAGAUGGAAGUCGGUGGUUUGGUUACUGUAAGAAGCUUUUGCCAGAAGGCAAAGGAAAGCGGUUCCCUGAGGUAUACUGCAUGGUCAGCCGCUUAGGCUGCUUCAAUCUCUUCUCAAAGAUUCUGGACGAAGUAGAGAAGAGAAGAGAAAUGUCUCCAGCCCUUGUUUACCCGUUCAUGAGAAGUGUCAUGGAAGCCCCUUUCCCAGCUCCCGGGCGUACCAUCACAGUUAAAAGCUACCUUCCUGGGGCUGGAGAUGGGGCUGUUGAACUCUGCCGACCACUGGAUUCACGACUGGAACAUGUGGAUUUUGAAUGUCUUUUCAAGUGCUUGAGUGUGUGUCAUCUUAUCCGGGUCUGUGCCUCACUCCUAUUAGAGCGGAGGGUAAUCUUUGUUGCCAAUAGCCUAAGCACCCUGUCAAAAUGUGGCCAUGCUGUGGUAGCUACACUGUAUCCGUUCACCUGGCAGCACACCUACAUCCCAGUGUUGCCAGCGUCCAUGAUUGACAUAGUGUGCUCGCCUACUCCAUUCCUUAUUGGAAUCUUGUCUUGUUCUUUACCCCAACUCCAGGACCUUCCCAUUGAAGAGGUGCUGAUUGUUGAUCUCUGUGCGGACAAGUUCCUACAGGAGGUAUCCGAUGAGGGUGAAAUCCUGCCACCUAAACUUCAAGCUGCCUUGGUACAGAUUUUAGAAGAUCGAACUGAAGUCUUGGCCCAGGAACAGCAAUUUUCACAAGAUGUGACACUCAAUUCCCUGGUGUCUGAAGCAUUUGUAAGGUUCUUUGUGGAACUCGUGGGACAUUAUUCUCUGAAUAUGACUGUCACAGAGCGUGGGGAGCGUGUGUUCCAGAGGGAGCCAUUCCGAAAGUCCCACACUUCCCGAAGUGUCCGCCACUUUCUAGAUCUCUUCAUGGAGACACAGAUGUUUGCAGGAUUUGUCCAGGACCGGGAGCUUAGGCAAAGCGGAGUUAAAGGUUUAUUUGAAGUCCGGGCUCUCCAAUAUUUGGAAACAAUUCCUGAGUCGGAGCCCAGUGGGGUGAAUAGAAUUUUGCGGAGUCUUGGAAGCAAAAUGAGGUUUCUCCACAAGAAGUGAAUCUGUCUUCUACACAUAAGUGAAAGUGCCAAAGACAGCAUUUCUCCAAGGGUUUGGAUGCCUUGAAGAGUCCUACAGAGUCCUUGAAUUGUAAAAGGAGAAAAGGCUGUCAAAGGAGUGCUCUCCUAUCGCUGCAGACCAACCUGGAGCAGUCUAGAACCAAUGCACUCUCUUCCUCUUCUACUUUGGGGACUUUAUGUUUAGUUGGUUUGGUUCAUUGGUUUGGUUUUGGUUUUUGUUUUGCCUUUUUUUUUUUUUUUUUUUUGAGACAGGGUCUCUCUCUCUAUGUAAACCAGACUGACUGGCCUGGAACUUAUUCUGCAGACCCAGCUGGCCUCAAACUCAACAGAGAUCAACCCGCCUCUGCCUCCCAAGUGCUGGGAUUAAAGGCAAGCAUCACCACACCAGGCCAAGUUAUUUUUACUGUGGUGUUUUCUCUUUAGUUAUUGGUGGUUACAAGGAGAUCUAUUUUGUGCUUAGUCUAUGAAAGCAGUUGUCUAUACAAGAAGACCCAGAAAUACUUGGUGUUGCAUUUUUUAAAAAACAAUACCAAGAUGAGAAUAACGAGAGAAAUGCUGAGUUCCAGGUACUAGAGAGGCUCAGUAGAGAUGAAGAACACUAUGAUUACACCUUACACAUGAUUUUCAGCAGGAAAGCAUCGAGUUGCUUUAAACCCAUGUUCUGUUUGUGCUAUCAAAUUCUAGUGUUUUCAUCAUUGAGAGCCCCCUUUUGUCCCAUGGCCUACCUUGGUGAAUUUCACUCAUGUUACUACCUUAAGAAAGCAGACACCACCGGGUGGUGGUGGCGCACGCCUUUAAUCCCAGCACUCGGGAGGCAGAGGCAGGAGGAUCUCGGUGAGUUCGAGACCAGCCUUGUCUACAAGAGCUAGUUCCAGGACAGCCUCCAAAGCCACAGAGAAACUGUCUUGGAAAAACCAAAAGAAAAGCAAACAAAAAAAAAGCAGACACCAUGCCAGUCCUCACCAGAACAUGUGUCCUGCUGGAAUAGCUUGCCUCUCGCCUAUCAGCAUUAUUAUGCUUUGUGGAUAUUACAGCCAAUAUGAAAAUGUCCUUUUAAGGACAUAAGCUCCCUGUUUGUUGGCUUUUGGUGUCCACCAUUUGCUGCACUGUGGUACAUUUACAUAUGCUAUUUUAUUCAAGCUCUUGGUCAGCUUUGUGAUAUUUUGCAAGAAACUAGAGUUCAAAGGGGUUAAAUAAUUUGGCCAGUUACACACUUAAGAUAGAACUAAACUAAAACACUUGCCUUACGAACACAGAGAAAUCUGGUUAGUCCUACAGAUAGAAAGUUGGGCUCCUUAGUGUUAUAGCAAUAUUUAAAGUUCUCCAAGAAGUAUACCAGAGCCACCUGUAGGCUUUGAUGAAACUUCAAGCUCUGGGUGUCUAAAUGAGACACUGUUUCUUUUGUUUGUUUUGUCUUUGGUGCUGGGAGCAGAACCCAGGGCUUUAUAUGUGCUCUGCCAUACUGAUUACUUUUACAUUGUUGUGUUUUUAUUCUAACUAGACUCAGAGUAUUUCCUAAACCUAUACCUCUUCAUCAACCAGAUGCUGAAAUGCUUGAGUAGUGCCUGAGAAUAGAAGUUUGUCAGUGUAGGUGCAAUUUUCAUUGAUAAAUGAUAAAUGUUGUGGCAAAUGUCAGUUGUUUUCUUCAAGCUUUGCUAAUGGUGUUACCUAGCAUGGAAAAGACUCAUUCAGACUUAGAAAGUGUUGUACAUUGUAUUGGGAUAUAACUGACUGACUUGUACACCACUGCCAUUAUCACCCAUUCAAAAGUGUCUGAAUGAACCCAUGUAAGACUGGUGCUGUGCAAUAUAGUUCCCAGAUGUGGGUCCAGGGAAAAGAACUGAGCCUGUGUCUUAAAUGUUGGUGUCGCUUACCCCUGUGGCACUCUUCUCAGACAUCUCCCCAUUGGGUGUCUUCUUAUACUCCAACCCUGAAGGAACAGUUGGUAAUUAGUUGUUUAUAAGAUGGGAAUGAGUGUUUACUGUGGCUGGUUGUGGCUGCCCCUCUGCAGGGAGAUUGUGUUUUGAGGGUGAGAGUCUUACCUUCUUAGAAUUUAAAGCUGCUUCCUUUCCUUAAGUUUGUUGUAUUUUGUUUUUGUAAAAUAUUGUGAAUUCUGGAUAUGUUUGUAAAAAAGGAUUGUUCGAGAUUUCUAGCAAAUGUUUACAGAUAUUUUAAUGAAUAAAGGCAUUUUAAAAUCCCA